CUCGCACGGCCGAGCGGCGAGGGGCGGGGCGGGUGCGGCCGCUGGUGCCCGGCCGGGCGCUGCCGGGAGAGGGCGCGGCGAGGGGACCGCUGCUAGAGCCCGAGUUGUUUGCUGGAGCCGGGACCCGGAGACGCUUCCCGGGAGCGGGGCCGGCUGGAGCCGGGCUGCGCUGGGCUGGGUGGCCUGGAGCGAGCGCGGCCGGGUGGCGCGCCAUGGACGCGAAGGUGGGCGGCGGCGGCGAGGAGGAGGAGUGCGUGGACUCGGGCGCCGAGACCGGAGGGUCUGACUACAGCCACCUGUCCUCCACCAGUAGUGAGCUUUCUGUGGAAGAGGCACAAGACCCUUUCCUGGUUAGCAUCCACAUCAUCGCAGACCCUGGGGAGUCCCAGCCGCUGCAGGAGGCCAUCGACAAGGUGUUGGCAUGGAUCCACCCAGACCUUCCGCUCUUCCGGGUGUCUGAGAGGCGGGUUGGUCGGCGGCGGAGGAAGUCCCCCAAGGGGGCUCAGCCAGCGCUGGCGGUGGUGCUGUUCCUGCAGGAGGAGUAUGGCGAGGAGCAGAUCCUGCAGCUCCACCGCAUGCUGCAGCGGCCUCCCUGGCGCCACCACCACACGGAACGUGUGCACGGCAGGUUCCUGCCCUACCUGCCCUGCAGCCAGGACUUCUUCACGCUGGCCCCCGGGACCCCGCUGUGGGCCAUCCGACCCGUGCACUACGGCAAGGAGAUCGUGCGCUUCACCAUCUACUGUCGCCACGACAGCUACGCCGACAGCCUCCAGUUCUACGAGCUGAUCCUGCGCCGGAGCCCCAGCCAGAGGAAAGCGGACUUCUGCAUCUUCCCCAUUUUCUCCAAUCUGGAUGUAGACAUCCAGUUCUCCCUGAAAAGACUGCCCUGUGACCAGAACCCGGUGCCCACCGACUCCUCUGUGCUGGAGUUCCGGGUCAAGGACAUAGGCGAGCUGGUCCCUCUCCUACCCAACCCCUGCAGCCCCAUCAGUGAGGGUCGCUGGCAGACCGAGGACCACGAUGGCAACAAGAUCCUUCUGCAGGCACAGAGGGUGCACAAGAAGUUUCCCAAACCCAGCAGAGCACGCUGCUCCUCCGAGAAGAAAGCUCAUUCCAUUCCUUCACCAAGCGCCACUGUACCGAGCCAUACACCAAGUGGCAGCCAACCGUCCCUGCAUGACAACUGGUUCCUGGGGCCUGGCCAGACAGGCCUGCCUAGUGGGUACCAGCAAGAAUUUGCCAGACAAACCAGCAGCACCCCCAGCGCCCCCUGGUCUUUCCAGAGAAGCAAGUCUUUGUUUUGUCUGCCCACAGGAGGCCCCUCCCCAGCCUCCUCAGCCGAACCACAGUGGUUUUCAAACACAGAUCCACCAGGGCACAGGCCAUCGAACUGUAGGCAUAGCCACCUCCUCUCCAUUGAUGACUUAGAGGGGGCCCAGGAGACAGAUGUGGACACAGGCCUGCGACUGUCUUCCUCUGACCUGUCGGUGGUCUCUGCGUAUUCUGCACCCAGUAGGUUCUGCAGCACACUGGAAACAUCCCUCCCCUCUGAAAGAUGCAGCAGCCACUGGUCAACACGCAAGGGUCCCAGAGAAGGUCCACUGCCUGCCGUCAGCGGGAUGGCCACAGAGGCCUCCUGGGCUUCCCUCCCUUUCUUCACCAAAGGAUCUUCCAGAUCCUCAGUGACAACCAUCUCUGCUCCCCCAGCUUCUAGUGCCUCCUCACUCACAGAGCCAUCCCCAAAGCCCCCUUGUGAUGCUCCCAAAGCCACACAGACUGGCCAAGAUGUGUCACCACCCCCAGGGUUGGCUGGUCCUGGGGAUAAUGACUUGGAGGAGUUCUACAUCUGAACUUUUCUUGUUUUCCAAAUACAAAUGCAGACACCAAGACUCAGGUCCCCCCACCCCUCUGCUCUCUGUAUACACCAGUGUUUCAGCCCUCACCCCAAAUCGGUCUGGAACUUCAUUAUCCAUCUCAGGGGGAUCAUUAGCACAUUUGCCAUGCCACUCUUUAUAGCCUGGAGGUGGCAUAUUUCUAGGGACUCAGUGAAAGAAUACUGACAUUUUUAUGCAAAUGAAUUCUCAACCAACUUCAGUCACAAAAUAUAUUUUUGAAUACUCAGUCUGAGACGUGGUUUAGUGCCCUUAUACAAUUUAAAUGCUUCAUAUAAUUAUUUGAAAGGAAAAGAAAACCUAGUCAGCCAGAGUUGAUUUGGCAAUUUUUCACGCUGUGAAAGAAAAACAAUUAAAGCCAAAAUGUUGAAUGUGGGGAAGAUAAUAAGGACAUGUAUGAAAGAUCACUGCACAGAGAGAGAAUGCACACCUUGUUGGAUUCUCCAGAUACUUACAUUGCCAGGGAACAGUGGUCCAAGGAAUUUUCAAGCCCUGCUUAUCAUGGACAAGUCAACUCGAUAAGACAGCUAUCAACAUCUAUCAGACUGCAGAAUGCCUCACUUUGAAGCCAUGCAACAGCUGAAAAUCUGGAUUUAUGCAAAAGUAGCUAAUACAUUUUGUUAGAUUUAGCAUGAGUAAUGGAUUCUUGGUGCAUUGAAAAUGUGAUUUGUGUUCCAAAACCUAGAUUUGCAUACACCUUUUCAACAACACAUUCACAAUAAUGAAUGAGGGGCUGCAGAAGACAACAUUCUGGAUUUGGAUCAUUGAGGAGGACUUAUUCCUUAACUUUAAAGAAUGAGAGGAUAUUAGGCAUAAGGAGCAGAUAGGCUUAAUAUUCUUCUACUUGAAAAGCACAAUCUAAGGGCUGCAUAGAUGUCUUUAUAUAAAUAACAGGAGCCACAUUUUAUAUUGCUUUCUCCAGUAAGCACUCAUGGCCACACAGUCUAUGUUUUUCAUUUUUAAAUAAUUUGGAACAUUUUAGCUGGCAUUUUGAUUGCACAGAUGCACAAAAUGCCCCUCUCCCUCAAACGGGAAACUACACAAAAUGUUGCCCUGAACAAACCCUGGUGUACCGCUAGCCUUUGGUAAGUGCAUGAGAGCCUUAAUUAAAGCUGGCGCUGCAGCCCGACCUUG
Messenger RNA from Sciurus carolinensis (gray squirrel), 3029 nucleotides. RefSeq names its product family with sequence similarity 124 member A (gene Fam124a). The record is from RefSeq and is a predicted model, not a curated record. The transcript is spliced from 4 exons. The coding region runs from base 213 to 1853 and encodes 546 amino acids. Lineage: Eukaryota; Metazoa; Chordata; Mammalia; Rodentia; Sciuridae.